CGUUCUGCCUCGUUCGCACCACGCAUGCGCGGACUGUGUUGUCAGGGGUGACGUGUCCCGGUGACAGCCUGGCAGGAAGUGGCGGAGCUGGUAUCAGGGAGUCGCAGAGAUGCUGAAGAAGUUCGAUAAGAAGGACGAAGAGUCCGGUGGGGGCUCCAAUCCUUUCCAGCACUUGGAGAAAAGUGCAGUUCUUCAGGAGGCUCGUUUGUUUAAUGAGACUCCAAUCAACCCCCGAAAAUGUGCUCACAUACUGACCAAGAUCCUGUAUCUUAUAAACCAGGGGGAGCACAUGGGAGCCACAGAAGCAACAGAAGCUUUCUUUGCCAUGACCAAAUUGUUCCAGUCAAAUGAUCCAACACUGCGCAGGAUGUGUUACCUCACUAUAAAGGAGAUGGCGAGUAUCUCUGAGGAUGUGAUCAUUGUCACCAGUAGUUUAACCAAAGACAUGACCGGGAAAGAUGACAGCUACAGAGGCCCAGCAGUAAGAGCACUGUGUAAAAUCACAGAUAGCACCAUGCUGCAGGCCAUUGAACGCUACAUGAAACAGGCAAUUGUAGAUAAAGUGCCAAGUGUAUCCAGCUCUGCUCUUGUUUCUUCUCUGCACUUGCUGAAGACCAGUUUUGAUGUAGUGAAGCGCUGGGUCAAUGAAGCACAGGAAGCUGCCUCCAGUGAUAACAUCAUGGUGCAGUAUCACGCUCUUGGAUUGCUGUAUCACGUUCGUAAGAAUGAUCGUCUCUCUGUCAACAAAAUGCUAAGUAAAUUUAUGCGCCAUGGCCUGAAGUCUCCAUUCGCCUAUUGUAUGAUGAUUCGGGUGGCCAGCAAACUCCUUGAGGAGGAAGAUGGAAACCGGGACAGUCCCCUGUUUGAUUUCAUUGAGAGCUGCCUGAGAAAUAAGCAUGAAAUGGUUGUUUAUGAAGCUGCUUCAGCCAUUGUUAACCUUCCUUCCUGCACUGCCAAAGAACUGGCACCCGCAGUGUCUGUGUUACAGCUGUUCUGUAGUUCUCCAAAAGCCGCCCUGCGCUAUGCUGCUGUUAGGACACUUAACAAGGUGGCCAUGAAACAUCCAUCAGCUGUAACUGCCUGCAACUUGGACUUAGAGAAUCUGGUGACAGACUCCAAUCGAAGUAUUGCCACUUUGGCAAUCACUACAUUGCUGAAGACUGGCAGCGAGAGCAGCAUUGACCGACUCAUGAAACAGAUCUCAUCAUUCAUGUCUGAAAUCUCAGAUGAGUUCAAGGUGGUGGUUGUACAAGCGAUUAACGCUCUGUGUCAUAAGUAUCCUCGGAAGCAUGCAGUCAUGAUGAACUUCCUAUUCACAAUGCUCAGGGAAGAGGGUGGCUUUGAGUACAAGAGAGCCAUAGUCGAUUGUAUUAUCAGUAUCAUUGAAGAGAAUCCAGAAAGCAAAGAGACUGGACUGUCCCAUCUGUGCGAGUUCAUAGAGGACUGUGAGUUCACAGUUCUGGCAACCCGUAUCCUCCACCUCCUGGGACAGGAAGGACCUAGAACCUCAAGUCCAUCUAAGUACAUCCGCUUCAUUUAUAACCGAGUUAUAUUAGAGAAUGAAGAGGUUCGAGCAGGUGCUGUCAGUGCUUUGGCCAAAUUUGGUGCCCAAAAUGAAGACAUGUUACCUAGCGUUUUAGUAUUAUUGAGAAGGUGUGUAAUGGAUGAUGAUAAUGAAGUGAGAGACCGAGCUACAUUCUAUCUGAACAUUUUGGAGCAAAGACAAAAAGCUCUGAAUUCUUCUUACAUUCUUAAUGGGUUAACAGUGUCUAUUCCGGGAUUGGAGCGGGCAUUACAUCAAUACACGCUGGAUCCUACGGAAAAGCCAUUUGACCUCAAGUCUGUACCAUUGGCCACAACACCCAUCACAGAACAGAGAGCAGAAAAUGUGCCAGCUGCAGCAGUAAAACAACCAGAAAAAGUAGUAUCCAGUAGGCAGGACAUAUUUCAAGAACAACUUGCUGCUGUUCCAGAAUUUAUAAACCUUGGUCCUUUAUUCAAGUCUUCUCCUGAACCCAUUGCCCUUACUGAAUCAGAAACAGAAUAUGUGGUGCGGUGCACGAAGCAUACAUUUGCUAAUCACAUAGUGUUCCAGUUUGAUUGCACCAAUACACUAAAUGAUCAGAUCCUGGAGAAUGUCACUGUACAGAUGGAGCCAAUAGAGGGAUAUGAAGUCAUCUGCUGUGUACCCGUUAAGGCCCUGUCCUACAACCAGCCUGGAACCUGCUAUACUUUGGUCUCUAUACCCGAAGAAGAUCUUUCUGCAUAUUCGUGUACAUUCAGCUGCAUGUUGAAGUUUACUGUUAAGGAUUGUGAUCCUAACACUGGUGAAUCUGAGGAGGAGGGCUAUGACGAUGAAUAUGUGCUGGAAGACAUUGAGGUGACAGUGGUGGAUCACAUACAGAAAGUUCUGAAGCCAAACUUUGGUGCAGCUUGGGAGGAAGUGGGAGAUGAAUUUGAAAAAGAAGAGACUUUCAACUUGUCCACAAUCAAAACUUUGGAAGAUGCAGUUGGAAAUGUAAUAAAAUUCCUUGGAAUGCAGCCAUGUGAGAGGUCGGAUAAAGUACCAGAAAACAAAAAUGCACACACUUUGUAUCUCGCAGGUGUAUUUCGAGGUGGCCAUGACAUCUUGGUACGUGCAAAGCUGGUUUUGACAGACACCGUGACUAUGCAGGUUACAGCCCGGAGCAAGGAGGAGUAUCCAGUUGAUGCCAUCAUGGCUUCAGUGGGCUAAGAACGACAGCACCUUUAUACUGCAGAAAGAAAGGGAGUUACAUUGUACAGUACAUUAACCCUUUACAGCCCGAGGGUGCCUUGAACAUAUGGGAACACUAAAGCCUAGUAAAAUUCAAUCCUCUCGGUUUUACACUGCUUAGACAUCCGUUGGGGCGUUGCAGUCUACUAGUGAUUUAACAGAAAUAAAAUAAAUAAAUAAAAAAAGAAGAAACCCUAUCUUUUAUAGGUGGUCAGGUAAAAAGAAAUUACUGUCUUUGGGAAUCCUGUAAUUAUCGGAUCUGCUUUUGUAAUGAGAGAAAACCUGAUGACCUUUUCCUUGCUGAUAAAUUAUUUUAAAUAAUUAAAUUAUUUGAAAUUUGAUUUCCUUCUAUAUUGCCCUGCUCAGUUGGGAUAUUAUGUCUAUUCACCCCACCUUUCCUAUUUGUGAAGAACUCAUAUGUAAUGUUUCAAUAAAUGAAGCCCUAGUGUUACUUUAUGCCUCUUUCACAAUUUGGCUAACUCUAGGCGUCUAUUGGAUAAUAGUGGCCAAACUUUGGCUGCAAAAUUAGCACAAAAGUAAUUUAGAGGGGUAUCAGUGAGGUUCCUAUAAACAUGAGCUCUGAAGGUAACACAGCAAUUCCCCUAUAUACUAUUAUUUGUAAGGGAUAGUUAAUCCCUGCUACUAUAUGUAGAUAUACUAUUAAUAAAGAACAUCCUGGAAAAUAUACAUCACAUUCAUAUAUUGAAGGUGUUAUUCCACCUGCUAUUAUGAUAGGAAUAAUAUUGCCUAAAAAAGCUUAAACCUUUGUGUACCCCAGUGAUCCUUGAGCCCAGAUCUGCAUUAGUUUCAGGAAAGGGGCUUAAACCAAAACCUACAUUCUUUUAAUACUGGUGAGAUAUACCCAUAGAUUAUCCGUAACUUUACUUCCUUAAAGGGGUAUUCCAGGAAAAAACUUUGUUUAUAUAUCAACUGGCUCCAGAAACUUAAACAGAUUUGUAAAUUACUUCUAUUAAAAAAUCUUAAUCCUUCCAAUAAUUAUCAGCUGAUUAAGUUGACUUGUUCUUUUCUGUCUGGCCAUAGUGCUCUCUGCUGACAUCUCUGCUUGUCUCGGGAACUGCACAGAGCAGAAUAGGUUUACUAUGGGGAUUUGCUUCUACUUUGGACAGUUGCCAAGACAGGUGUCAUCAGAGAGCAUUUAGACAGAAAAGAACAACUCAACUUCAGCAGCUAAAAAGUACUGAAAGGAUUAAGAUUUUUUAAUAGAAGUAAUUUACAAAUCUGUUUAACUUUCUCGAGCCAGUUGAUAUAUAAAAAAAAGUUAAGAUUUCAGGGAGUGGUUAGAUUUAGUCAGGAUAUAGUUUUCUCUGCAAAGGUAAAAUACAUUUCUACACCAUUUUAAAAGCACUCUUUCCAUGACAAAUUGUGAAGUUUUUUUAUAUAGCCAAAUAGAAGUGUCAUUACUGUCCUGCACAAGCCAGUCACUUAUGGAAGAUGAUGCACUACCUUGUCAACUGUGUGUUUGGAGGAAUCUAAUCUGGUACAAUUCAUUCUCGGAACUUUGUAAAAUGUCCAGUGCUCUGGAGGAUAUCUGCUCAUGUAUACUGUAUACUCAAACUUUUGCUUUUUUUGUAUUAAAAAUAAGGCUAUUGUGAAACACCACAAUAAAACUAUAUACCAAAUUCUACUGU
This is a messenger RNA of Hyla sarda, 4404 nucleotides long. RefSeq names its product COPI coat complex subunit gamma 1 (gene COPG1). NCBI's taxonomy places the organism in Eukaryota, Metazoa, Chordata, Amphibia, Anura, Hylidae. Gene Ontology annotation, biological process: protein secretion; endoplasmic reticulum to Golgi vesicle-mediated transport; intra-Golgi vesicle-mediated transport. The coding region runs from base 110 to 2734 and encodes 874 amino acids. The record is from RefSeq and is a predicted model, not a curated record. The transcript is spliced from 24 exons. Gene Ontology annotation, cellular component: COPI vesicle coat; Golgi membrane; endoplasmic reticulum. Gene Ontology annotation, molecular function: structural molecule activity.